UACCACGCGGUUGAAGAGUCCGGUUGGGUUACGGAGGUUGUGCUGAGUGAUGCCGGGAAAACUCCUAAGUGACACCGCCUUGGAAUCAGACACGACCAUGGGAAAAUUGGAGAUAUCGCGAAAGCAAAAUGAGAAGAAAGCUAAAAAAGAGAAGCCCAAAUCUAAUAAGACUGAGGAGUCAGCAGAAGAAAAAGAGGAUACUAUUUCUCCCAAAGUUAAAAAAGUGAAAAAGAAAGCAGAGCCUUCUGAAGUUGAAAUGAAUUCUCCUAAAUCUAAAAAGGUAAAAAAGAAAGAGGAGCAGUCCCACGAUGCCAUUGCUUCUCCUAAAAUCAAAAACCUGAAGAAGAAAAAGGAACUUGUUGAAAAUCAAGUUGUUUCUCCUAAAAUCAAAGGAGCAAUAAAAAGUGAGGAGCCUUCUGAAGACGAAGUGAGUGCUCCUAAGCCCAAGAAGAUGAAGAAAGAAAAGGAAAUGAAUGGAGAAAUGGGAGAGAAAAAGCCCAAACUGAAGAAUGGGCUCCCUCAUUCUGGAUCUGCCUCUAACUCCAAUGAAGCUACAAGUGAGGAAAUGAAUAGUGAGUUAGAACAGGAAAUACCAGUGGAACAAAAAGAAGGCGCUUUCUCUAAUUUUCCCAUAUCUGAAGUGACUAUUAAACUCCUUAAAGCCCGUGGGGUGAAUUUCCUGUUUCCCAUACAAGCGAAGACAUUUCACCAUGUCUAUAGUGGGAAGGAUUUAAUUGCACAGGCACGGACAGGAACUGGAAAGACAUUCUCCUUUGCCAUCCCUUUGAUUGAGAAACUUCAGGGAGAACUCCAAGACAGGAAGAGAGGCCGCCCCCCUCAGGUACUGGUUCUUGCACCUACAAGGGAGUUGGCGAGUCAAGUGAGCAGAGACUUCAGUGACAUCACAAAAAAGCUGGCAGUGGCCUGUUUUUAUGGUGGAACACCCUAUGGAGGUCAAAUUGAACGCAUGCGGAAUGGGAUUGAUAUCCUAGUUGGGACUCCGGGUCGAAUCAAAGACCACCUACAGAAUGGAAAGCUAGACCUCAGCAAACUUAAGCAUGUUGUCCUGGAUGAAGUUGACCAGAUGUUGGAUAUGGGUUUUGCUGAUCAAGUGGAAGAGAUUUUAAGUGUGGCAUACAAGAAAGAUUCAGAAGACAACCCCCAAACAUUGCUUUUUUCUGCAACUUGCCCUCAUUGGGUAUUUAAUGUUGCUAAGAAAUACAUGAGAUCUACAUAUGAGCAGGUGGACCUGAUUGGUAAAAAGACUCAGAAAACUGCAAUAACUGUGGAGCAUCUGGCUAUCAAGUGCCACUGGACUCACAGGGCAGCAGUCAUUGGGGACGUGAUCCGGGUGUAUAGUGGUUAUCACGGGCGAACGAUCGUCUUCUGUGAGACCAAGAAGGAAGCCCAGGAGCUGUCACAGAACGCAUCCAUAAAGCAGGAUGCCCAGUCAUUACAUGGAGACAUUCCACAGAAACAAAGGGAAAUCACCCUGAAAGGUUUUAGAAAUGGUGAUUUUGGAGUUUUGGUGGCAACCAAUGUUGCUGCACGUGGGUUAGACAUCCCUGAGGUCGAUCUGGUGGUACAAAGCUCUCCACCAAAGGAUGUGGAGUCCUACAUUCAUCGUUCUGGGCGAACGGGUAGAGCUGGAAGGACAGGUGUUUGCAUCUGUUUCUAUCAGUACAAGGAAGAGUAUCAGCUGGCACAAGUGGAGCAGAAAGCGGGAAUUAAAUUUAAACGAAUAGGUGUACCUUCUGCAACAGAAAUAAUAAAAGCUUCCAGCAAAGAUGCCAUCAGGUUUUUGGAUUCUGUGCCUCCCACUGCCGUUAGUCACUUCAAGCAGUCAGCUGAGAAACUGAUUGAGGAGAAGGGAGCCGUGGAAGCCCUCGCGGCAGCACUGGCCCACAUUUCAGGUGCCACGGCAGUAGACCAGCGCUCCUUGAUCAGCUUGGAUGUGGGCUUUGUGACCAUGAUCUUGAAGUGCUCGAUUGAAAUGUCAAACAUUAGCUAUGCUUGGAAAGAGCUUAAAGGGCAGCUGGGCGAAGAUAUUGAUUCCAAAGUGAAGGGAAUGGUCUUCCUCAAAGGAAAGCUGGGUGUUUGUUUUGAUGUCCCUACUGCAGCAGUAACAGAAAUACAGGAAAAAUGGCACGAUUCACGGCGCUGGCAGCUCUCUGUGGCCACCGAGCAGCCAGAGCUGGAGGGACCACGGGAAGGCUAUCGAGGCUCCAGGGGGCCACGGGAAGGCAACCGAGGUUUCAGGGGACAACGGGAAGGAAGCCGAGGAGGCUUUAGAGGACGGCGGGAAGGAAGCAGAGGUGGCUUUAGAGGACAGCGAUCAGGAGGUGGCAACAGAAAUAACAGAUUCCAAAACAGAGGCCAGAAGCGGAGUUUUAAUAAAGCGUUUAGUCAGUAA
Messenger RNA from Orycteropus afer afer, 2413 nucleotides. It is a transcript of the gene DDX21, whose product is annotated as DExD-box helicase 21. Gene Ontology annotation, molecular function: RNA helicase activity; ATP binding; RNA binding. The record is from RefSeq and is a predicted model, not a curated record. NCBI's taxonomy places the organism in Eukaryota, Metazoa, Chordata, Mammalia, Tubulidentata, Orycteropodidae.